Messenger RNA from Octodon degus (degu), 976 nucleotides. It is a transcript of the gene Rnf212, whose product is annotated as ring finger protein 212. Gene Ontology annotation, cellular component: synaptonemal complex. Lineage: Eukaryota; Metazoa; Chordata; Mammalia; Rodentia; Octodontidae. Gene Ontology annotation, molecular function: SUMO transferase activity. The record is from RefSeq and is a predicted model, not a curated record. Bases 11 to 976 code for a protein of 321 amino acids. The transcript is spliced from 12 exons. Gene Ontology annotation, biological process: protein sumoylation; reciprocal meiotic recombination; homologous chromosome pairing at meiosis.
CUCGCCCAGCAUGGCCCUCUGGGUGUUCUGCAACCGCUGUUUCCAGGCGCCGCACCGGAAGUCGUCCUUCAGCCUGACCAGCUGCGGGCACGUGUACUGCGAAGCCUGCCUCGGCAAAGGCAAAAAGGAUGAAUGCAUGAUUUGUAAAGUUCCUUGUCGUACGGUUUUACUCACAAAACAUACUGACUCCAGCAUCCAGGCACUCUUCAUGGGCAUAGAUGGCCUGUGUAAGAAGUACUCCCAGGACACCACCCAGGUUUCAGAGUUCCAAGACAAGCACAGAAGGAGGCUGCUUGCCUUCUAUCAAGAAAAGAUCUCACAGCUGGAAGAGUCACUCAGGAAAUCAAUGCUGCAGCUGGAACGGCUGCAGAGUAUGAAAUCAUCACAACGAACAGCUUUCAGUACCAUGAAGAAUUCAGUUGGAACAAAGCCAGAUGGACAUGUGUGGCUGCCACGCAAUGUAUCAGCUCCUGACAGGGUGGAGUUGAUGGAGAUUGACCUUAGUCCUUCCCCAGUAAGGAAACCUGAGGUCACUGUGGGCCCUGUGAGAAUCUCUGUGAUUAGUCCACCUCAGGAUGGACGGAUGGGCAGUGUUUCCUACUGGGGCCCUCAGCAUCCAGCCCUCACACCCAGCCCAACGCCCAGCCAGAUGAACAUGUCGAAGGCUCUCAGGGUCCCACCACUGCAGAUCCACUACAAGCUUCCAUCACCAGCUCCAGUGUCCCAGCUACCUGGCAGAGCAGGGAGAGGCGGCUCUCCCAGCCCUGGGAGCACCCAGGAUGAGCCCCGGCCACCCAUCAGCAUCCCAGGGCUGCUGCAGAGGCAGAGCACAGGCAGGGCCAUCCACAGAGCAUUCAGCGAGUGCCACCGUGAGCAUGCUGCCCAGACCACACAGAGGCGGAGAGCCAAAGGCCUGCAGACGCUCAGCCGGAGCCUGUCCCCUCAGGGUGCCCUUACCGAGAAGGGCAGGCUCUGA